Messenger RNA from Xiphophorus hellerii (green swordtail), 1676 nucleotides. RefSeq names its product SWIM-type zinc finger 7 associated protein 1 (gene swsap1). NCBI's taxonomy places the organism in Eukaryota, Metazoa, Chordata, Actinopteri, Cyprinodontiformes, Poeciliidae. Bases 105 to 920 code for a protein of 271 amino acids. Gene Ontology annotation, cellular component: Shu complex. The record is from RefSeq and is a predicted model, not a curated record. Gene Ontology annotation, molecular function: single-stranded DNA binding. Gene Ontology annotation, biological process: double-strand break repair via homologous recombination. The transcript has 2 exons.
GUUGCUUGUUUUCUAUCCGGACCAUUUUCGCUGUAGCACCGGUGUGCCACCUGAAAACAGCCGCGGGAAAGUUGGAGUGCGAGGUGAAUUCUGUUUGGUUUCUGAUGACAGACAUCCUAACGUUGGUGUUCAGGACCUUGUCGUCACAGACAGGUCAGAACAAGGACCCCAGUGCCGGUCCUCCAUCCCCAGCACCCCGCUCCAGCACCCUGGUAGUGGGAGAGCACCGCCUCAGCCGCUCCGUCCUGCUGCUGGCGGCCGUCACCGCCGCCUCGGAGCUCGGCGUCAGGGUGGCUUUCUUCGCCCAGACUCAGAUUCAGAGCCUCCCGGGGUGUCUGCAGAGAUGCAGCGCGACCCAGAACCCGGAGGGUCUGAAGAGAAUCACAUUCAGCUAUCCCCGGACCCUGGAGGAGCUCCUCCAGCAGGUCGCCGGCCUUCACGAGUCCCCCUGCCCGCCCUCCCUCAUCAUCAUCGACCGACUGGACGGCUUCCUGCGGGGCGCCGUCGCCGGCAGCCACGUUGGCUUUCACUCGGGAGACGAGUCUCGCGCUGCUCAUCUGGCGGCGCUGCUUUGCGACACCGCUGCCUUUCUCACCGAAGUCCUGGAAAAGAGGGGCUCCAGCUCGGCCCCCUGCCGCGCCAUCGCCUCCUUCCUCUCGGACGCGGACAGCGGGCAGGAAAGCCGGGACGCAUCAGCCACGGAUCCUGUUCUGGCCGUUCUUGACCGCUACUUCCAAGCUCGCUGCACUCUGGACCAGGACAGAAGCUACGAAGCUGCCGCCGCCGCAGCACAGGAGGCCUGGCACGUCUACCUGUCUGGAACUAAAAUCCCGGAUGACUGCGAGGACGCGCCCGCUUUGGCACAGGAGUGGAAACUCUUCAUUUUCCCUGAGGGUUUAAUGGAGUUUAAGUUAGUUUGAGUCUCCCGAUGUUAAAACACUUCAUUUUAAUUUACCACAGCCGGCUGAGAAGUAAACUAUUAAUGGCAUCAAAUUAAUCAAACUUGUAUAUUAUAUAGCUGAUCUAUUUUUGUUCACUGUAAUUUAUUGGCCAAAAAAUGUCCAAUGUUUUUGCCUCAAGGCCUUAAGAAAUGUGUAAUACAUCCUGGAAAGGUAAGGUAUAAAAUAGUUUUUUAAUGUAAUUUUUUAUUUGUUUUUUUCUUAUUCUGUAUUAAGUUAGGCACAGAAACAUUUUUAUUUUUCUUACAUAUAAUAUAAUACACUUAUUUUUAAAGGUGCACCGAUCUGCUUUUCCCAGCCAAGACCGAUUUCCAGUUUCCUUUAACGACAGUAACGUCUGACCUACUCAUUGGAUUUUUUUUUAAACUACUACAUGACAUAAAAGAGAAGAAAAAAUAUGCACCAGGUUCUUUGAUAGAGGUCAAGACAUUUCUUCGUAACCUUUGAGUUUUACUCAACUCCUCAAAAGUUCAGGGAAGUACACGGUCGAUGUGUGCAUAAACAAACACGUGGAAGAAGGUUUGAUGAGUUCGAUGAACAAGGAAAAAAGUAGAUUUUUCAGUGUUUGACUUGUCGAUGAAGGGAAAGGAGAUUAAAUAGUGGUGCAAAACGAUGUGUUUUCAACUAAGUACCACUAGGAAGUGAUAUUUUCUGUUCUCUUCUCCAGAUGUUCUUGUUUAUAUCAAAAAUAAAAUUUUAUGCUUUGUAAAGAUUUCU